UAGGAUGAAAAAAUUUGAAGAAUGUGUAAAAGCGGUUGGUAUUGAAAGGGGUGUGGGUUUGAGACUUGAUGUACCGACCCGUUGGAACUCAACAUAUUUGAUGUUGGAGAGUGCUAUUGAAUACAAAAGGUUUGAUCAUGUCAAAUGCGAGAAAACCAUGUUGCUUGUGAAGCAAAACUUGUACAAAUUAUAUGAGAGUUAUGAGAGUGCUUUGGGUCCACCUUCUUCCCAAGGGCAAGUUUCUUCGUCUCAAACUAUUCCAUCUCCAUUGCAAAGUAGAUCGACUUUGAAAACACAUGGAAAAAGAGUUUUUGAUGACAUGUUGUCUUUUAAGAGCAAAUCUAAAAGAAUUGCCGGGAAAUCUCAAUUGGACCUCUAUUUGGAGGAACCAAAACUUGAAUUUGGUUUUUAUGACAAAUUGGAUGUUUUGGGGUAUUGGAAAGAUCAAGAGAAGCGAUUCCCGACCCUUGCAUUGAUGGCACGUGAUGUGUUGGUCAUUCCCAUUACUAGUGUUGCUUCGGAGUCCGCAUUCUCCAUUGGUGCUCAUGUGCUCACCAAGUAUAGGAGUCGUAUUCUCCCGGAAAAAAAUUCAAGCUCUCAUUUGCACUCGUAA
Molecule: messenger RNA, 613 nt
Organism: Striga hermonthica
Lineage: Eukaryota; Viridiplantae; Streptophyta; Magnoliopsida; Lamiales; Orobanchaceae
Source: the annotation of a GenBank genome assembly